AUGCCGGAUGAGGGUGCGGAUGCGUUGCUAGAAGCUGAACGCGCGAUGUGCACGCAUUGUAACCAUGGCGAAUUGAUCCGGUAUUUGAAGAUACAUGCGUUCUGGCCGCCCAUCGUCCAGUCUAGCACCAUCACAUCGUCUGUCGAUGAGGCAAGACUAAGCUACAUCCAGCUCAUUAUGAUCUUCGAAAAACUUAGCAGCAUCCCCGCCAUCAGCUACCGCCACAUGCGCACCAUCUACCCCCAGACUCCCGACGCCGAGCCAGCCAACCCAUCCGGCAAUGCCCACGCCAUCUGUGAUGUUGGCAAGCAGCUCACUGCUAUGAUCACUGACGUGCUGGAUAAGCUGGAAAUGCCGAUCUCAGAUUCGACGAUCAAGAUCAUCAGGGAGAACGCGGAGAAGGCAGGAUUGAAGAAUGAGGCCGCGAAUCCGCAUUGUUUCCCGCCGGAGGAGCCGCUCGAUGAAGUGAGCGCGGCUGUGCGAUAA
Molecule: messenger RNA, 486 nt
Organism: Didymosphaeria variabile
Lineage: Eukaryota; Fungi; Ascomycota; Dothideomycetes; Pleosporales; Didymosphaeriaceae
Exons: 2
Coding region: 1-486 (161 amino acids)
Source: RefSeq, a predicted model, not a curated record